Molecule: messenger RNA, 722 nt
Organism: Tigriopus californicus
Lineage: Eukaryota; Metazoa; Arthropoda; Copepoda; Harpacticoida; Harpacticidae
Gene: mats
Product: MOB kinase activator 1B
Biological process (GO): hippo signaling; positive regulation of protein phosphorylation
Cellular component (GO): cytoplasm; nucleus
Molecular function (GO): protein kinase activator activity
Source: RefSeq, a predicted model, not a curated record
GGCCCAAAUACGAGUACCAUUGGGCGGAUGGUCAGACGGUGAAGAAGCCAAUCAAAUGCUCUGCGCCCAAGUACAUUGAUUAUCUGAUGACUUGGGUCCAGGACCAAUUGGAUGACGAGGCAUUGUUUCCCAGCAAAAUAGGUGUGCCAUUUCCAAAGAAUUUUCUCCAGAUUGCCAAGACCAUUCUUAAAAGGCUCUUCAGAGUCUACGCACAUAUUUACCAUCAACAUUUUGGCGAAGUGGUGUCCUUGGGCGAGGAGGCCCAUCUCAACACAUCUUUCAAGCAUUUCAUUUACUUUGUCCAAGAAUUCGAGCUCAUCGAGAAGAAGGAAUUGGCCCCUUUACAAGAAUUGAUUGACCGACUGACCUCAAUCAACACCGCUCUCCCCAACUCAAAAGCCAUGGAACCGAAAAGUUUGGACGGACCGCAAAAAUUUGAAUCCUAAUGCAAGCAGACCCCUGGUUGGUCCAUCACCUAUUCAUACCCAAAUGUCAUGAUCAUUUCCUACCGUGACGACGAGCUAGGUUCAGCCUCCCUUUCUGUACGCAAAAACACAAGUAUUCUUCCUUCUCAAAGGCCGCCUUAUCCAACAACAACAACAACUACUACUACUACCGUCUCUCCACGCAGCUAUUCUCAAACAAAUUGGUUAUUUCCGCACUUAACGAUGUGAAUCUCUGCGAAAAAAAAACCGCGCGAAUUACAUACCAAACAACAAUGA